AUGGUUGUCUCCAUUCGCGUGCUGCGCUCCUUCACGCCGUACGCCAUCUUCGCCCUCACUUCGUAUCUCUGGAGCACGUUGUGGAAUCAGUUGGAGGGGCAGGCGGACCAGGUGGUGACGAUCGUGCAGUGUCAUCGGGGAUGCUAG
Messenger RNA from Phytophthora nicotianae INRA-310, 147 nucleotides. RefSeq lists its product as hypothetical. The record is from RefSeq and is a predicted model, not a curated record. The coding region runs from base 1 to 147 and encodes 48 amino acids. Lineage: Eukaryota; Oomycota; Peronosporomycetes; Peronosporales; Peronosporaceae. The transcript has 2 exons.